AUGGUCAUUUUCAGCUCAGUCGAAAGCCCAAGAAGCAGAGUCCAUUGCAAUCUGGGAAACUUUCCUAACUCCCAGGGUUUUAACCCUCAGAUACAAUCUUUCAAAGAGUAUGGUUACCUUGACCGCUUAUCAAUUCCUGCAGCUAAGAAAGCUGAUAUCAAGACCAAGAUUGCCCUACUUCAGGAUCAAGUGAGAAAAGCGCAAAAGCAUGUUGCUGAAGAAAACAAACGUAAAGCUGUAUUAUUAACGGCUGAGAAGGCUGAUCUAGCUGUUUCAGAUGGGAAAUCUUUUUGCAUAUCUCACGUUAAUGUUGGCCUGGAUGUUGCAGCAGUUCGUGAGGCUGUUACAAAAGUCAUUGAUCAGAAGGGGUUGUCAGUGAUGGUUUUUAGCACUGAUGAAUCUACAAACAAGGCUGUAGUUUGUGCUGGGGUGCCGGAGAAAGGAGAUAAGGUAAGCUGGAUGUAUCAGAGUGGCUGA
Molecule: messenger RNA, 477 nt
Organism: Lathyrus sativus (Indian pea)
Lineage: Eukaryota; Viridiplantae; Streptophyta; Magnoliopsida; Fabales; Fabaceae
Source: the annotation of a GenBank genome assembly